Molecule: messenger RNA, 1254 nt
Organism: Exophiala bonariae
Lineage: Eukaryota; Fungi; Ascomycota; Eurotiomycetes; Chaetothyriales; Herpotrichiellaceae
Exons: 3
Coding region: 1-1254 (417 amino acids)
Molecular function (GO): hydrolase activity, acting on carbon-nitrogen (but not peptide) bonds
Source: RefSeq, a predicted model, not a curated record
AUGACUUCAUUCAUCAUAAAGGAUGUUCGUCUCUUUGAUGGGGAAAAAGUCAUUGACAACGCGAGCGUACUCGUGGAAGACGGCAUAAUCAAGGUCGUUGCUGAAGAACAUGAGAACACCGAUCUUCCAAUAUUCUCCAAGCCAGGCCAUACAUUACUCCCAGGUCUCAUCGAUGCCCACAGUCAUCCUUACGGGGAAGCCAGUCUAUCAGAGCAGUCCUUUCGAUUUGGCAUCACCACUUUGAUGGACAUGCAUAACUUGCAUGCAAAUGCCGUACAGCAGAAACAGUGGGCGAAAGAACGAAAAGAUUUCCCGGACAUCAAGAGUUGUCAUUUUGCAGCGACGAUAAAUAACGGUUGGCCUGCGUGGGUUGAGAAAAAACUGAGUAACAAUAAGAAUGCGACCUACGACGAUUGGCCAGAUGUGGCAAACGUGGAAGAUGCCGAGCCGUUCAUUGAAAGGGCCAUUCGAGAUGGUUCUGACUAUAUCAAACUCAUGCAUGAAAGUGGGAGGGCCGUGGGAUUCGAUGGGCCAACACUGAACCAGCCAGGAGAAGCCGUGCAGAAGGCUGUAGUCGAUGCUGCACAUAAGCGUGGACUAAAAGUAGUUGCGCACGCACUGUCCCUGGCAGACACAAUCGAAGUUUUGCGUGCGGGAGUAGACGGGCUAGCACACACAUUCUUUGACCAGCCCAUUACACCCGAGGUCAUCGAACUCUACAAACGAAACAAUGCCUGGGUGAACCCAACUCUGGUCGCUGCGGGAUCCUUGACGGGUGAGUCGGAGGAGAUUAGCAAGUCAUUUGCCAGCGACUCCAGAGUCAGAUGCAGAAUAUCCGAAGCGCAGGCAGCGUUGAUGCAUCAGUGUUUACACAUGAAAGCGCCGAAUGCAAAGUGGGAGUACGCCAUUGACAGUGUUCGCCAAUUAAAAAGAGCUGGAAUCAACAUCGUCUGUGGCUCGGAUGCUGCCGCAGGGGCCCCGGGUCUCGCAUUUGGGACAAACCUACAUAUCGAGAUGUACCUUCUAGUGACCAAGGCAGGAUUAUCACCACUAGAGGUACUGCAAGCUACAACAAGUGUGACGGCUGAUCUCUUUGGAUGGUCAGAUAGGGGAAGAAUAGCACCAGGGUUGAAGGCGGACUUGUUGCUGGUUGAAGGGGAUCCGUUCAGUGACAUAAAGGACCUUCUGAAUAUUAGGGGAAUUUGGAGAGAUGGUGUGAAAUUUGAAGGGCAUCCGGGGUUUCCGCUUGAAUAG